Messenger RNA from Zalophus californianus (California sea lion), 4595 nucleotides. RefSeq names its product membrane cofactor protein-like. Gene Ontology annotation, biological process: negative regulation of complement activation, classical pathway. The transcript has 15 exons. Lineage: Eukaryota; Metazoa; Chordata; Mammalia; Carnivora; Otariidae. Bases 35 to 1900 code for a protein of 621 amino acids. The record is from RefSeq and is a predicted model, not a curated record.
CGGAGUGCCCCACGACACACGGGAGUCGCGAGGGAUGCGGCCCCACGACGACCCGCUGCCUGGGCCUUGGGUUAGUAGUUCCAGGUCGCUGCGCUUUUCGCUCCCUGCGGCGCUCCGUUCCGGAAAAGGGACAAAGAUGACCCCGCCAGCUCUGCUUUCCUUCCCACCCUUCCAGAGUCCGGGCGGUGAGGCGGCCGAGCGCCGCAAGCCGCCGGGGACUUCGGGUCGGUGUGCACACCGGAUCGUCGCAGGGACGCUCGGCGUCCGCGGGAGGGGACCGAGCCGCUCCGCGACCCGGCGGCGCGAACCCCGCAGGCCCACGCCAGGUCCGGGGCGGCCUGUGGACCUCGCGCUCAGGCCCCGCCUCCCGGCGCCAGUUGGCCACACCCACUUCGGGAAGGCGCGCCACUUCCGCCCAAGCACUGGUCAGGCCACGCCCUCGCGGGUGGCUCCUGACUCCCGGGUCCUGGGGAAUUGUUGCGUCUGUUUUCCGGGUCCUGAGACCGUGUGGGCUUGGCGGCCUCUGAGGUUCCCGCUGGUCUCCUGCAAGAUGACGGCGUCCUGCGCGCCGCGCACAGCCCAUCGCUGCUGCCUCGAGAAGCGCUUUUCUUUUUUGUGUUGUUUUGGGAUCCCUUUGAUGGCCUCAGUGCUCCUGAUACCCAUGCCCUCUGAUGCCUGUGAUCCUCCUCCGAGAUACAUCUCUAUGAGGCCAAAUGUUACUAAACCCAAUUAUAAUCCUAGGGACAGAGUAUACUUCGAGUGUCGACCAGGAUACAAGCUUAUUACACCUUUUCGUUCCAUAUUUUCCGUUUGUCAGCCUGAUAACACAUGGACACCUCUCGACGAGGCUUGUACGGAAAAAUUAUGUCCACAUCCAGGAGAACCUGUAAAUGGCAAGCUAGUCGGUGUAAAUGGAUCUUUUAUCUUUGGUUCACAGGUUCACUACUCUUGUAAUGAGGGUUUUCGGUUAAUUGGAAAAAGAAUUCUGUAUUGUGAAGUUUCUAGUCGUGACAAAAAUGCAGUGGUUUGGAGUAAUGAUCCCCCACUAUGUACAAAGAUAAAGUGUCAGUCACCUGGAAAAAUACCACAUGGAACACAUACUGGUAGUGAGAAGGAUGAAUUUGAAUAUAAUGAAGUGGUAACUUACAGUUGUGAUUCUUCAAGUGGACCAGACGAAUAUUCACUUAUUGGAGAGAGCAGGCUUAUUUGUUCUGGCGAUGGUGUAUGGAGUAGUGACCCUCCUCAGUGUAAAGUCGUCAGAUGUCCAUUUCCAGACCCUGAAAAUGGAAGACUGAUAUCAGGAUUUAGAAGAAAAUAUUACUACAGAGCAACAGUCACAUUUGAAUGCUUACCGGGUUUUUACCAUGAGGGCAGCAACAGAGCUGUCUGUGGCAGUAACAGUACUUGGGAACCGGCAAAGCCAAUGUGUCUUAAAGUGCUGAUUCCUCUUAGUACCAGUCCUCCAGCUUUGAAUCACACAGUGUCAACUCCUCCCAGUACAAAACCUCCAAUUUCGAGUGUCUCAGUGUCGACGACUCCCAGUACAAAACCUCCAAUUUUGAGUGUCUCAGAAUCCAGGAUUCCUCAUACGACUAUGCCUCCGAGUUCAAGUCAUCCAGGUUCAGCAACUCUUCAUCCUACUUUUAUUAAGACUGGGCCUCCUGGUGGCUCUCUCAGUUGGGCGUCUGCCUUCUGCACAGGACCUCCGCCAAGUCCUGGUGAUGAAUCAACACCUGAAGAUACUAAGACUUCAGGCAAAAUAACCACCAUUAUUGUUCUUGGUGUCCUUGCCGGCCUUGCAGUAGUUGGCUGCAUCCUGUUCAUGUGUUAUCGACACAAGAAGAAAGGCACAUACCAAACUGGUGAGAGCCACAGAGAAGUAAAAUUUAAUUCUCUCUGAGAAGAAGAGAUGAGAGAAAGGUUUGCUUUUAUCGUUAAAAGGAGAACAGAAAUGACGGCCGGAUACAGUGCUUGCCAGGAUAAGUCAACUACGUCAGCAGGGCACUAAAUGGUUUCUCCACACCGGUUUAUCCUUUGAGAUCUACAAUAAAUUCACAUAGCUUCUAUGGAAAACAGUAUAAAUGUUCCUCAAAAAAUUAAGAACAGAGAAUCACCAGAUGAUCCCACAAUUCCACUCACGGGUAUAUAUCCAAAGGAAACAAAACAACUGUGUAGCCCUCUAUUUACUGCAGCAUUAUUUACAAGAGCCAGGACACAGAAACAACCUAAAUGCCCCGGAGGGAUGAAUUCUGAAAGGAAACGCGCUGUACAAGUAUGGCGGCAUACUAUUCAGCCAUAAAAAAGAAGGAAAUCUUGCUGUUGAGGACAAAAUAUAUGGACCCUCCGGGCAUUUUGCUAAGGAAAAUAAAAGUCAAACGAAGAGAAAGACAAAUACCGUAGGAUCUUACUUAUUGUAGAAUCUAAAAACAAACAAAAAACUCCUAGAAACAGAAACCACAUUGGUGGUUGCCGGGGGUUGGGGGGCAAAAUUGGGUGAAGGGGGUCAAAGGGGACAAACUUCCAGUUUUAAGAUUAGUAAAUACUGGGGUAGAAUUAAUGUGUGGCCCGGUGACUAUCAGCAAUGCUCCUAUACUGUAUAUUGGCAAGUGGCUAAGAGUAGAUCUUAAAAGUUCUGAUCAGGAAGACAAAAAUUUUUGUGACUGCGGUGCUAUCAACUGAAUUCACUGUGGUGAUCAUUUCUCAAUAUAUACGUUAGCAAUUCAUGCUAUACACCUUAAAUAUAUACAAUGUUAUAUGUCAGUUACAUCAAUAAAACCAGAAGGGGGAAAAUUCUAUAAAAAAUUAUCUAGGUUUUUUUUCCUUAUAUGAAUGCAAACCUUAAGCCAUAAUGCUAGCAUUUUAAUGUGGUUUGAAUGUACUCACCAUCCUUUGAUGCUGCUUUGAACAGCAUAUGAAUUUGGGUAUGAACCUCUGGCCUGUUUUCCCUUGAAUAACACUUGCAUUUAUAGGACAACUUGACACAGUAUCCCUGGUAGUAUUUAGGUGGGAAGAUAAUUUUUUUUAAUGAAAUACCCAAAUUUAAAAAAUCGUUGUGCAAGAUAAAUUACAUUUCAUUUGUAAAGGAGAUUUUGAAAUCCGUUUUGUUCAAAGAUUGAGAAGUCUUGAUUCAUUCUUUCAACAACUCUAAAAUGUGUUUUAUAUAUGGUUCCGUGUAAAAAGCCUUACAAAUAUGUGAAUUCUACUUCUGCCCUUAACAUUAAAAACAGGAACACUGAAAAUUGGGAUUUUGAACAAGUUUGGCUUCCUUAACUAAGAAUAUUAUUGGAAAAUACUCUAAAUGGGGUAGAAUUCUGUAUUUUUUUUAAUUGUUUGUAGUUUCUUUGUGAUUUAAGGAAGCUAUAAAGUGUAUGGUAUUUGUACUUCACUUUUUAACCAUCGAUAAGCAGUCUGCAUGAGGGAUUCAGAAUCCUUUGCAACUCCUGAACGACAUCAGGGAGCCCUCGCUCUCCUAGCAAGAAUGCCCGCCGGUGCUAGAGUGAACACUGUGGCCUUGCAGGUUUCCCUAAGAGGAUUCUGCUCUUUAGGAAAAUCAGAUUGCACUCUGAAUUCUGGCAAUGGGUCCUCUUCUCCCGCUACUUGAAUAGAGAGGUCUUACUUUAGGCAACGUCGUGUAAACAGGGUGAGUUUUGCAGGAACAUAUCCAUCAGAUAAGCUAAGGUUGUAUCAGAAUCUGAGUGUUAGGUGCAUCUCACCUUAUGUGCUAACAGCAGAGUAAAAAUUAAGCCACAUAUUUCAGAGAAGGAAACGGUGCCUGCCGUUGCUCGUGCAAAGGGACGGAAAAAACCAACAGCGGAGGUAGCACCGGAUGCUCAGUUGGGACAGACUGUGCCCUCUGCGUCCUCACCCCAGGCGGGGUCUCCUUUGGAGAAGCCCAGGGGGGACGGCCACUCGAACUCACAGGACACUUUUAAAGUUUCCUUUUGCAUUUUUAUGUUUAGUAGCACAAAUUAGGCCAAAGAAACGUUGCCCGGAGAAGGAGAUGGUUGGGAAUCAAGCGUGGACCAUGUUUGUGACGCACUGUAAGCGUUCCUUCCCUCUGGGAUCCGGGGGGAGUUGGGGAAGAUCAGCUUCAGCAGAAAGAAACAGGAAUUUUGAAUUCAGUACGGAGGUGAAGCUGUACCAGCCCAAUUGUCGUGUACUUUUCAGGGAUGUAGCAGUUGCUUUGAAGCAAGGGAUGGUUCUACUGUUUAUUUUUAACAAGCCGAAUUGAAUAUUUUCCACCCAAAGAUUGUCAUGCUUUCGAAAAUAAAUGGACUUGUAGAGUAGUUUCUGCUUCAAAUUUCGUUUUUUCAUUCUAAUAGAUUUAUAUGGGAAAUUGAUAUAAAUGUGUAAAUAUAAAUUAUGCUCUUUGUCAAACAACUUGUCAAUUACCUAACAUAUGAGGAAAACAGUUUUCUCUAGGAAAGCAUUCUGUAAUGACAUAAAAAAGCAUAUGUAUAUUUAAAAGUUUGUUAAAACUAUAAGAAUGUAUUUGCAGUGAAAGGAGAAGUCCCAUGUAUCGGGGUCUUCAUUGUUCAUUUUUUGAAAACCGGAGCUUCAGAUGUUGUAAAAAAUAAAAUGUAGAUUGGAGAAUU